Cladophialophora psammophila CBS 110553 is the source of this 960-nucleotide messenger RNA. RefSeq lists its product as uncharacterized. Gene Ontology annotation, biological process: site-specific DNA replication termination at RTS1 barrier; mitotic DNA replication termination. The record is from RefSeq and is a predicted model, not a curated record. Gene Ontology annotation, cellular component: nucleus. Lineage: Eukaryota; Fungi; Ascomycota; Eurotiomycetes; Chaetothyriales; Herpotrichiellaceae. Bases 1 to 960 code for a protein of 319 amino acids. The transcript is spliced from 2 exons.
AUGGGGAAUGACGGAGGAAGUAUCCCCACGCGACGUGAGCUCGUUAAGGAAGCCGCGCGAAACCCAACCGCAACCGAACUGAAAGACAAGCAAAAAGAGCACCUUGCCCAUCGUUGGUCCACCUGUCCAGUCUCUCACAAACCUCUCGUCAAGCCUAUCGUCUCAGAUUAUGCAGGCGACCUCUACAACAAGGAUGCCAUUAUUCAGUUUCUGCUGCCCGCCGAAGCCAGCUCGGUGGACAAGCAAGAGUAUGAGAAAUUUAUCCAAGGCCGCAUUACGAGUCUGAAAGAUGUUGUUGAAGUGAAAUUUGAAACGGAACAUGAUGAAAAGACUAAGACAGACAGAUGGAUCUGCCCUAUCACUUCCAAGGAGCUGGGUCCCAAUGUCAAGGCAGUUUACCUUGUACCCUGCGGCCAUGCCUUCUCACAAGAGGCCAUCAAAGAGAUGAAGAGCGAGGGGAAAUGCGUUCAGUGUGCCUCCCCGUACGAAGAACGAGAUGUCAUACCAAUUCUUCCUAGUACCGAGAAAGACAAGACGUCCGUAUUGGAGCGGAUAGAAACCUUGAGGUCUUUUGGACUCUCACAUUCCUUGAAGAAAGCCGGCGGCAGCAAGAAGCGGAAGGCAAAUGGUGACAGCAAGUUGGCACAAGGCCAGAAUACUUUGGAAACGCAAGCAACAGGGGCGGAUGGACAGGGGAGAUCAAUGCCAGCUAAUCCGCCUCGCUCGGGAGGAGCCCAGUCAGGAAGCCCCACGACAGACUUGCCAAAUGGCAUGAGGAAUGCCACAACCGCCAGCCUCACUGCCCGAGUCAUGCAAGAGGAAGAAGCCAGGAAGAAAAGACGGCGUGAGAACGAGAACAUCAGCUCGUUGUACACCAAGAAAUCAGACGAGAAAGCCAGGCGAGACGGCGAUUUCAUGACCCGGGGGUUUUCGAUUCCUGCAAAUGCCCGACACAGAUAG